This is a messenger RNA of Drosophila virilis, 5220 nucleotides long. RefSeq names its product Cyclin T (gene CycT). Gene Ontology annotation, molecular function: cyclin-dependent protein serine/threonine kinase activator activity. The record is from RefSeq and is a predicted model, not a curated record. Gene Ontology annotation, biological process: regulation of transcription by RNA polymerase II; positive regulation of DNA-templated transcription, elongation. Lineage: Eukaryota; Metazoa; Arthropoda; Insecta; Diptera; Drosophilidae. Gene Ontology annotation, cellular component: cyclin/CDK positive transcription elongation factor complex; nucleus.
AUACAUAUACACAUACAUACAUUUUUUUCUUUUUGUGUCAUUGUGCGUUCCAAAACCAAAAUCACAUUUUUGCGAUGCAUUUGCAUUGCAAAUUAUAGAACAAAAAUGAGGUGUUUUUGUGUGGCGAAAAGGCAAUAACAACAAUGAUAACAAUGAAUUGAUGUACAAGUUGCAUAACGAACGUCGUCGGGGUCGUCUAUGUAUGUCCGUCGCUGAGCAGUCGCAAUUUCCAGAAAACCACACACACACACACACUAACACACACUAGAGCACACUCAACGCCAUCAAAACAGCAGAAAAAGCAGAUUUUGAAUGGCGUAAAAAGUGUGAAAACUACACAAAUAACUAAACUAAAAUCGAAAUCGAGUGUGCAUUUUGCUACUUUCCAUAGCAAAUGUGUUGUGGCAGCCGCAGCAGACGCGCAGCAUUAGCAGCAGCAACAGCAGCAGCAGCCCAGCCAGCAGCGUCAGCCACCUUUCCCUCCUACACCACGCCACAAGCCAGUACAAUACCAAUACAAACGCAUUUGCUGCUACGGCCGACAAAGAAAAACGAGACUCUGGCUCUGCUUCUUCUUCUCAAUCGUACAGUUCCUACUACGACGACGACAACAACAAUAUUUGACUCAGCUGCCAAGCCAAAACAUCUAUUGAAAUUAAUUCAAAUCGCUGUAAAACUGUGCGUGUUGUGUUGUCUCUUCGAUUCGCAACGAGAAAACGGCUUGCAUGUGUAUUUAACAAAUCGCAAAGCAUCAGCAGUAAAAGCACAAGAAGAAGACGUAGUCAACGCGUGUGUGUCUGUUUGUGCGUGUGAGCCAUGAGUUUGUUGGCAACGCCCGCGGGCGUCCCGAGCGCUGCCGCUCUCUCAACAUCAACGGGCAGCGUCGCCGCAAGCGGCAGCAGCAGCAGCAGUAGCAGCAACAAUAAUAAUAAUAACAACAACAACAACAACAAUUUACCGUUUGAGAAGGACAAAAUCUGGUACUUCAGCAACGAGCAGCUGGGCAACUCGCCCAGUCGCCGCUGCGGCAUCAAGUGCGACGAUGAGCUGCACUACAGACAAAUGACGGCGUAUUUGAUACAGGAGAUGGGCCAGCGACUGCAGGUGUCGCAGCUGUGCAUAAAUACGGCAAUUGUUUAUAUGCAUCGAUUCUAUGCGUUCCACUCGUUCACACAUUUCCAUCGCAAUUCCAUGGCCUCGGCCAGUCUGUUCCUGGCCGCCAAGGUGGAGGAGCAGCCCCGCAAGCUGGAGCAUGUGAUUAGAGCGGCCAACAAGUGCCUGCCACAGACAACCGAACAGACCUAUGCAGAUCUCGCCCAGGAGCUCGUCUUCAAUGAGAACGUACUGCUGCAGACGCUCGGCUUCGACGUGGCCAUCGAUCAUCCGCACACGCAUGUGGUGCGCACGUGCCAGCUGGUCAAAGCAUGCAAGGAUCUGGCGCAAACCUCCUACUUCUUGGCCUCAAACAGCCUGCAUCUGACCUCGAUGUGCCUGCAAUAUCGACCCACGGUGGUUGCCUGCUUCUGCAUUUACUUGGCCUGCAAAUGGUCGCGCUGGGAGAUACCACAAUCGACUGAGGGCAAGCACUGGUUCUACUAUGUGGACAAGAGCGUGUCGCUGGAGCUGCUUAAGCAGCUGACGGACGAGUUCAUUGCCAUUUACGAGAAGAGUCCGGCUCGGCUAAAGUCCAAGCUCAACUCGAUCAAGGCAAUCGCCCAGGGCGCCAGCAAUCGCACGGCCACCAACAGCAAAGACAACAAGCCGAAAGAAGACUGGAAGAUGAGCGAGAUGAUGAAGGGCUAUCACUCCAACAUCACGGCGCCGCCGGAGCUAAUGAACGGCAACGACAGCCGCGACUCUUCGCAGUCGGCGCUGUUGCCGCCGCCGAGCAUGGUGCCCUCGCAGCAGAGACGCAGCGAUGGCAGUCAUCAGCGUUCGUCAUCGGUGGGCGGUGCUCCAGGUAACUCGUCCUCUUCUACCUCCUCCUCAUCGAAUCACAAGUUGCCAAACUAUCCAGGCGCCCUGCCGCCCGAGGCACACGGAGAUCACAAAUCGAAACAACCCGGCUACAGUAGUCGUGCGCCCUCCGGCCACCAGUCGAGCUCCUCAUCAUCGGCGCAGCGUGGCAGCAGCGGCAGCUCUUCGGCGGGCAGCGGUCAACGCAGCUCGUCGAGCCAACCGUCUGGACGACUACCCAUGCCCAUGGACUAUCACAAAUCCUCUCGAGGCAUGCCGCCCGUAGGCAUGCAACCCCACGGCGGCCACAAGAUGUCAACUAGUUCCAAGCCGCAGCAGCAGCCGCCGCCGCUUUUAGACAGUCGCAGCAGCAGCUCAUCCGCCUCAAGUGCAGCGUCUGCAGCGGGCGUUUCCUCCAAAGAUGUCAGCAAGUCGGGCAGCAAUAAAAUGUAUCCUAAUGCGCCGCCGUCCUACAGCAACAGCGGACCCAGCAAUCCACUCAUGUCCCGCGGCGGUUACCCGAGCAGCAGCGCAGGUGUUGGCAACAAUGGUGCGCCGCCGCCACCCGCUGGAUAUGGCAGCUCGCAUGGCUCGCAUCGCAAUAAAUCCGUCUCGUCAUCAAGCUCAUCGUCAUCCGUCCACAGCAUGCCGCCGUACGAGCAGCAGCUGCCCUAUGGCCAGAGCCAGGCAGUGCCCAACUACAAUCAUAUGCAGCAGCAGCAGCAGCUGCCGCCGCUGGAUGCAGGCGCCACCUCAAUGUCGCAGCAGUCGCAGCAGCAGCUGGGCAAGAACAAUUCGCUGUUCAGUCCCGAGUGGAGCGACAUUAAGAAGGAACCGCAAUUCAAUGGACUGUUGCCUCCGCCGCCGCCAGGACCUGCCCACGACAGUCUAGGCUACAAGCUGAACAGUCAUGCGCGAGAUCGCGACAGCCCCAAGAAGGAUCGCCUGACGCCCACCAAAAAGGACAAGCAUCGCAGUACCCUGCCGCACGGCAGCAGCUCGAGCAGCACUGCCAACAAGCCCAUGCUGCCGCCGCACAAGAAACCACAUGGAGAGCUGCUGCCCAACGAGCUGGCGGGCCCCAGUCGCGAUGUGGGCAAUCUGAAGCGCGCCAACGAGAUGUCCGGCAGCCAAUACGGACUCAACAAGCUGGACGAGCACGACGGCAGCUUGCCGCGCGAUAAGCUGCGCAAGCUGGACAACAGCGUCGGUCUGCCGGGCUACCCCAGCUAUGAGGAGAAGCAUGCGCCGCUGUCUAUGUCGAAUGGUGGCAUUGAGACAACGCCCGAUCUGGUGCGCACGCUACUCAAGGAGAGCCUGUGCACAACAAAUGGCUCGCUGCUGAAGCCCGAUGCGCUGACCAUGCCCGGACUGAAGCCGCCGGCCGAGCUUUUGGAGCCGAUGCCGCCGACCACUCAGCUGCACAUGAAGAAGGAUUCGCUGGCUGCACCCACAAAUUUGAUGAGCAACAAUUUGUCUGCGGCACCUGCCAUGGAGCUUGAUGCUCUGACCAAGCUGGGCGAUGCCAAGGAACUGGAGGCUGCCGGCAAGUCCGAGAAGAAAAAGAAGAAGGACAAGCACAAACACAAGGAGAAGGACAAGUCCAAGGACAAGCCGGACAAGGAGGAGCGCAAGAAACACAAAAAGGACAAGCAAAAGGAGCGCAGCAGCAAGGACACAUCCAUGGACUCGCUCAAAUUGGUCAUCAAGACGAACACGGCCACCGUCAAUCCCAACGGCAGUCUCCAAGUGGGCGCCGCCGCGCCGCUCAAACUGAAGAUCAGCAAGAACAAGGUGGAGCCGAACAACUAUUCCUCUGCCGCAGGGCUAAUGUCGAUGCCAACAGCGCCUGGCUUUGGCAUGGCACCACCUGCGCCGGGCACAGCUCCCCCAGCAGGCGUGCCUGCCGGUGGCCAGCAGCAGCAACCCGUGCUGCCCGGCUAUGGGGGCUACAACAGCUCGUCGAACAGCACGAGCAGCAGCAGCAGCAGCAAAAAGAAACACGGCGAUCGGGAUCGCGACAAGGAGAGCAAGAAGAGCAAAACUCAAGACUAUGCCAAGUACAAUGGAGUCUCUGGCGGCGGGGCCGUUUAUGCGCCUCUAGGCGGUGCUGGCGCCGCGUCCAACACGCAGGCGUCAGUCGCCAGCCUGCUGGGUCUGCCGCCGAGCAUGACGACCGCGUCGUCAACGGCCAACUCCUCCACCUCCUCCGCGUCGAUGGUGAUGGCGCCCACAAGUGUUGCGGCUGGCCUUGUACCCGCUGCGCUGCCCAUCUACAACAAGAAGUAGUCGUAGUCAACGUAGUCGUAGUCAACGUAGUCGCAAGUCGCCAGCCCCCGCAGCUCCCGAGUCGUCCCCGUUGUUCUCGCUGCAGUUAACCACGUCGUGUUUUUUUUUUUUUUCAACAAACCAACCACAAGUUUACAACCUUUGAUAUAGUUUGUAUGUAAUUGUAACCUAUUAAGCAUACGGUAGUCGUAAUUGUUGGUGAGAUGCAUUAGUUGGCUAAGUUAUUAAUCGGAACCAUUUUAGUUAAGCGCAAACCCCGCUAUCAACUACCGACAUCGCCGAUCCCGAUACCGAUCCCGGUCGGGUAGUUGUGUCCCAGCAUCUAAUGAUAAUGAUAAUCAAUCAACUCGAAGACAAGCAAAACUUCAAAAACUUUUGUACAGCAUUAAUUAAUUUGUAAUUAUAACACCCACACACACACAACCACAAACACACACACGUACGUACACACACACACAUAUACACACCUAUAGACCUAUACACAUACAGAGAAUAUUUGUAAAAGGAUUAUAUUGUAAAAGCAACUCCUUUCGAUUGCAGCAACAGCUCAUCUAUAGCUGAGCAGCACGGCCGUUUAGUAUAUAAGUUAGUAAAUCAAAUACCCAUACAAGUGCACACACACACCCACACCUAUACACACACACACACACACAUUGAACUGUUGUAUAUAGCCACCAGAGAAACAAUUUCCGCUUAGCUAAAAAUACGGCCCCAAACUAAUGCAAAACAAAAAAAAAAAAAACAAAAAAACGAAUCGUAAUUUUUGAAAAAAACAUUCAAUUUAAAUCGAGGAGCAAAUCGAGUGCCGUGCGCUUUAAUUAUAAAUUAAAGAUGCGCGCGUGCGCUGUUAAACAAAUAAAAAAAAAAAAGAAUAAAAACAAUUUAGAAACCACUCGUAAUCUAAUAACACACAUACAAACAAACACACGUAAAUUAUUUGAAUUAAAUAAUAGUAUGAGAAUGAACGCCGUUAAA